Molecule: messenger RNA, 1968 nt
Organism: Monopterus albus (swamp eel)
Lineage: Eukaryota; Metazoa; Chordata; Actinopteri; Synbranchiformes; Synbranchidae
Exons: 2
Coding region: 618-1022 (134 amino acids)
Source: RefSeq, a predicted model, not a curated record
UUUACCUCUGUGGUUAUUCAUUCUUUUAAUCAUAUGUGAACUUAUAAGCAUUUAUUAAUAUGACUUUUCGAAAGCAACAUACGAGCUCGCGUGUUGGCAUUACAUAAUUACAUGGGCUACAUCUGAAGGAAAAACAGCCCAGCCAGCUGACGGGUACACGGGACCUUUAAUGCAGCUGCAGCUCCUCAUUCAGAUGCUGAGCGGAGCAGCGGGUGACCGGAGGAGGGACGCUUUUCUAGGAAAACCAGAUUCCAGCUCUAUUGCAAUUAGCGUUUUUGAAAACCCCACUUGAUGACCACUGAGGGGUUUUCUGUUACUUGUAAUAUUUAGCAGAGAAAGUGCUGUCCUGAAUGCAGACUGAGUGGAUUGCGGCAGUAAACGCGUCCUGGCUGAUCGGAGCUCAGCAGAGGCAGCAGCAGCAUCACAUUGUAUGAAAUGCGUCACCGCGAUCCAGUUUUCCCAUUUAUACAUAUCGGGUUUCCACUCGCGGACUGUUCUCCGUACUGACUGUUUCAUCAGGUAACCACAUGCGCGGGCCGGUGUCACCGCGCUGAGCCCGGAGAGCACAAAGGGUACCUGGGUCAGAGAGACAAGCGCGGCUGAGAAAGGUGGACCGAAUGACUGCCAGAACCUCUGAGGCCUCAGGACUGUCGGUGCCGCUGCACCGCUGUCACGGGGGUUUCCAGGCCAAUAACGGCACCUGCGCGGAGCAGCUCAGCCUCUUUCUCCCGUUCUCCUCCACCCUGGCGCUCCUCGUGCUGGUGGCUGUGCUCGUGGGGAUCAUCCUCGUUUCCCUGGCAACGUUCCACUUCCACAAGAGGAAGCUUCGGAAGAGGAAGAUCCAGCGCGCGCAGGAGGAAUACGAGCGCGACAGUCGCAGCCCCUCGCGCACCGGGGCUAGCGGGGAGCCCGUGAAACCGUGCGUCAUCGUCCGACCGGUGCGAUGUGAGGUGAAGCUCUCGUGCCAGAGCGCAGAGAGCGGGGAAGUCCACGGAGCGCAGGAGGACAAACCUGACUGUUAACUCAGUGCAACUUCAGGGAACGAGACUCUGGAAUAAACAGGAAAAGCAAUAAGGCACAAAGAACUCCCACAUCCAUCUCCGCUGCUUGUAGAUGACUUAGAAACAGUAGGGAAAAUGCAGAUAACCGAGCAGAAUAACAGCCCUAGAGGAAUCACUAGUACUACAGUCACACAUACUGUAGGUUAGAUAUGGGGCCCACGCAUAGUAUUUAGCCAACACCUCGCGGGACUAUAUCAACUACUUGCUUGCUUUGACUUUUGGACCUCUUCCUCUUUCCCAUCCUAAAACAGUGUUUAAACCUCAAAGAUGUUUAAACUUUAAAUCCUUCCUAGGAUAUGACACAGUUAUGUUAAAUUAUUUGGAGCUGGUGACACAAGACAGACCAUAGUGGCUCGCUGAUAUUACUUGGCAUGUCCUCUGACACACUACCAAUAUGUAGUUAAAUUAUAAUGGAUGUCGUGGUGCUGUUAGGCAGUGCAAAGCUGCAUAUAGGCUAUAGAAAUAACUUAUUUAUUUGCAUAGUAUUUUCCUUCUAUUUGCAUAAAUUACUGUUCUCCUAUGUCUAUUAGACAUCUGUAAGUAGCUCUAGUUAGCCUGACAGGAUGCAAGACUUUUUGCUGUAGUUAUGCACAUAAGAUUUCUUCUUUAAUGUAUCAGAUUGUAAGUUUAGUGCUAAUAUAGUAUUUUCAACAUGUGAUAAAUUGAGAAUUCUUCCAACAGAGAGUUUCAGUUCCGCCUGCUCUUUCUGUUUGAUCCGUCAUAUUGUAUCAGUGAGCCUAAUUGAAAUUCUGUGUCAUCAAUUAUAUGAAUUUGCUGUAAAUGUAUGCCAUUAUGAGAGAUGGAAUGUUUUACAGUAACAUCAUCUUUCUGGAGUUCAUAUAAUCUGCCUUAUCAAAGGAAAUAUGUAAUAUUCACAGUUUAUAAAUAAAUACUUACCUUAUGUUAA